CAUCAUUGGCUAGUGUGUGCUUCCUCUUGUGUGCGCCUUGAGGUUUGAAGGUGGAGCUUCAUGGAGUUCCUCUUGGUUUCAUUUACAGUUACCCUAACAUUUUGAGUUCUUGUAUCUGUGCUGUUAUGGUAUACAUCACUGACUUCCCUCAGGAUCUUAAUUAGCGUCUCCUAGCGUUGUCAAAGAUGACCGGGAUCCAGUACCUGGCUUGUCUGUGGACUCUGUUCAACACCCAAACUGGUCUUGGUAAGUUCUGCUGGUGGCCCUGUCAUCUGCUUUCCAACGUUCACUGUGAAUUGUACUUAGGGCUGAGGACUGUAGUCAUCUCUGGGGGAAAUCAUUGGGAGCCAAUUUCUUCAACGGGCUGGAAAUAACAGGAACACUUACGUGUCACUAUGACAUUGGGAUAUCAAAUUAAUUUACCCGGUCAUUUUAGGUCAAGGUUUGUAGUGGUAUCAUAGUGGAUUCCACUGUUGCUUUGUCCACCUCAUAUAUGUUGAAUGUUUGGUAGGAAGAUUAUUAAAUAUGAUUUUAAGAAGUUGGUGGGGGCACAAUUCCCAAUUUGUCUUUAGAUUUAAUUUUUUUUUAAUUAAUUUUUUUUUUUUUAAGCACAGUAUAUUUGAAAUUUUUUCAGACAGGUUGAAUCUUUACAUACAGGAUUAGUCAUGUUUUUGUUGCCCUCUACCCUACCACACCAAUUAGCUGCAAAAUGUUUCUCAAACAGCAACAGAAGUGUAACUUUCCCUUCGAAACGCGUGCAGUUCUUUCAACUAGUGCGCGGUGACCUGCGGCUCCUGGAGAGGCACGAGGGGGACUCUGUCGUCUUCCCUUGUGCGGUGGCGCAGAGACACCCCGCGCCCUUCGGCGUCUACCUGAAGCGAAGCCUGCGGCACCCGAGCGACGUGCUGUUCAUGUACACCGAGAGCGACUUUAGUGUGGGCAACGACGACGACCGGGGCCGCCUGAGCGUCAGCGGAGACCCGGGCAGCCACUCUCUGAACGUGACCGUCGCCCGGCUGAGGGCCAGUGACACGGACCGCUACCACUGCGAGUUCGUCGUGAACAACCCUUCCUCCGAGGACGAACGGGUGCAGGGGGAGUCGGAGUUCUUCCUCCUCGUUACGGCCGAUGGCCUUGGGUCGGUGGACAUAGGGUUGGUAGAGACAUGUGCCGGGGGCUCAGCCAUACUCCCCUGUCUCCCCCCAAACGGGGAAGGCUUGGCCGUGGAGGGGGUGAUUCUGAAGCGGCAGAGGGGCCGGGCUCCUGUGGAGAUGUUGUACCACUCAAAGCAUCAUCACGGCGGCAGCAGCCCUCCUUCCUCCUCCUCCUCCUCCUCCUCUCAGUUCCGUACUGAGAGGGUCCGGCUGUCCUCGGCGCCCGGCCCUGGUGGCAUCACCUACAAUCUCACCCUGCAGCAGCUGCAGCCAGACGACAGUGCCCUGUACAGCUGCCAGUUGCUUGUGCGCGGCAGGUCUGACACCAGCAGCGGUCUAGGGAGACGAGUGCUCUUUGUUUCUGUGCAAGGUGGCCAUUGCAGCUGCUCCGGCUACUCCGCUCUGCUGUACGCUCUGUCCUCAGCUGUAGCCGCUCUCCUCCUCGUCCUCAUUGGAUUCGUGGCAGUUUAUAAAGGCAGAGCAAGCCACGGUGUCAAGUCACAACAUCAGGCUCCCAUCUACGAGGAGAUGGCCAGGAUGAAGCCUCUCACCCAAAAACAGGCCCCUCAUCACCUGGCGGAAACAGAGUCUUCCGAGUACAGAAACUGCCCUAUUACGAAAUCCUGUCCUGAAAACCAUUAUGAAAGCCCGAGUGGGGCCCUCUGUCCCAGGACUUAGUCUCAGAAAUGAAAUAUUAGACCACCUCACCAGCAUAAUGAACUAGAUCUACUUCCCUACUCACCUGCCUGUGAGACACCGAACUCUGAAAUUAGCUCUCUGAAGUCUCUUCAACACAUUUUUACGGCUAAGAUUCUCAUUGUUUUUCUUUUUUUCUUAUUAAUUGGACUGUAAUAACUGCUGGCAAUGGGGUGGUCAAUAUGGAUAAGAUAUAUAUCAUCACAAAAUUUUAUAUCACAAUGUCAAUAUAUAUAUUGAUGUGAAACUUCUUGAAAAUCAAUUGAGAAAUUGUUAAUGGAAAAUAACCGGACAGGAAUGUCUGUUUUUGGUAAUUUCAGCAAAUUAAGGGUGCCUUGUGGGAUUUUGUUUAAAAAAAAGUUAUGUUUAAGUUAUUAGUUAUGUUUAUAUUCACCAGCUGUGUUUGGAGGUUGAUAGUAAAGGCAAAAUUUGAAAAAACUUCCUCAAUUGCGUGAAAAAGGUUUUACACUCACAUGAGGUGGUUUGGCCUUUUUCAAAAAAGAAUUAAUGUGCUUAAUGGGAGAUGGAAACACCUUUCCCAAAUAAGUUCUGAUGGAGUGAAUAUUUAAUUCACGACUGAUCAGCUGUUUCCGCUUCUAGAGAAGAAGCUGACACACUAGCUGACAUGAAAGCAUAAUUAUAACUUGUAAAAAAAAUAAAUAACUCAAAAUUCCUGAAGCCCUCUCCGUUUCUCUCUCGUAGAUGGCCUUAAAAAUAUUACUCCAUAGCGCCACUAGGGGUCAAAAGGGGACCUUUAAGUACCUGGCAAAUCAAAGUACUUUAUCACAUUGCUAAAAUCAAAUAAAAAUCAAAUAUUUCCAAGAA
Molecule: messenger RNA, 2675 nt
Organism: Xiphias gladius (swordfish)
Lineage: Eukaryota; Metazoa; Chordata; Actinopteri; Istiophoriformes; Xiphiidae
Exons: 5
Coding region: 666-1832 (388 amino acids)
Biological process (GO): adaptive immune response
Cellular component (GO): membrane
Molecular function (GO): signaling receptor activity
Source: RefSeq, a predicted model, not a curated record